Molecule: messenger RNA, 2577 nt
Organism: Rhopilema esculentum
Lineage: Eukaryota; Metazoa; Cnidaria; Scyphozoa; Rhizostomeae; Rhizostomatidae
Cellular component (GO): membrane
Source: RefSeq, a predicted model, not a curated record
AUGAAGUACUUCCCUUAUCCUCCGAUAUUAUUCACGAAUACCAAAACACCUUGGAUGAUGUAAAGAGUACUCUGAACGCUGAAAGGAUUUUUGAAUUCAUUGAUGAAUAUGUCUAUGUUGAGCAGAUUGAAGGGAUUUUUUAGGAAUAUUAAGGGAAAGGUGAAAGAGGUAGAUGAUGAAAAAGAGCCUUCGAAAGGCGUACCUCCGGAAGAUGAAAUUGCCAGCGCUGAGGUUCAGAACAGGCGUAGUAAAGUUGCCGAAUUUCUUGAACCCGUUAACAAAAACUGGGAAUUCAUUGAAGAAGUUCUUUUAUGGAAGAACGCAAUGCCUGCUUGCGUAUGCUUCUUCUUGAUUUCCGGAGUGUUUUGGAAGUUCAUCAAUGCAAAGCUAAGAAAAAUUGUUCUGGCUCUUGGGGCAUUCUUGCUGGCCAAUGGGCUGAGCUCAGACUUAAGAGCAUCUAGCUGGGAAUUCUUUGAAACAAAUUUUCAUUUUCAAACAAGAGGUGAACCUAAAUUGCAGUUCAGCUUUGAUGAAUUGUGCCUUUUUAUUGCAACUGGUUGGGCCAUGUUUGCCCAGGCUCAUGAAUCACUGAGAAACAUGAGCACAACUUGUCCUCCAAAGUUUUACUGCAUCGUGGCUGUUUCUUUGUUCACCAUUUUGGCCCUGUUCACCUACAUCCCUGUUCUUGAGCUCAUUUACGUCUUGGUGUGUCUUCUCUUCUUCUACCCAUCCAUGAAUUAUUAUGGAAUAAUGGACAAAAUCGAGGCUAGAGUCCAACGUCUCACAAACCCUAUAGUCAGGCACUGGGAGAACAACAGGACGAAACGGAGUCGAGUCAUUACACAGCCAGUAGGCAAUCAAGAGCAAACUGAUGACUCAGAGGAUGAAUUCACGUUGGAAAGAAAUCAGUUCACAAAGAAGGUGCUGUCUUCAGCAGUUCCUGAUGCAGCUGCUGAGAGUGAAAGCGAUGAAGAGUUACUCACAAAGCACCUACCUGUUCACGACGGAGAGUAUUUCACAGAAUCUCAAUUUGAAGAGAACUUAGCAAUGCCAUCUAUGUCCAAUUUUGAUAGCAUGAUGGAGCCGUAUGAGGAUUUUCACGCGGGACUAAAAUUCCCAGACUAUGAAGAUUCGUCGACAGUUAAGACCUUCAACGUAUUAGCAGCCGCCGCAAAUAAUUUCGAUACUGAUGACGAAAUCGACGAUUUGCCGUAUGACAACGACAAGAUUGCAUUGCAUAAAGAUGAAGUCUCAGAUCCAGCAAUAAUGACAAUGAGUCGCCCGGUCGGAGAUAACGAAUCGCAACUCAGAAAGAGAAGAGUCGAAAGGGAUUCAAAACAUGGUCCCAUCCCACACGAAACUUACGAUGCAUCCGAUUUCAGCUCGGAAGAAUGCACACGUGCUGUUGAAGCAGAUUUUGAGUUCCUUGAACAUGCUGAUGUAGACGAUCUAAACUUUCAGCCCGAAAAUAACGUUGUAGAGAAUAAAGCGACUGGGAGCUCGUAUACUGACAGUGGUAUUGCAUCUGUUUCUAAAUGGCUCGGCUAUGAAUAAUUUAUAACGAGAGUAAUGAGUGAGAAAAGCAAGUAUUCGAUAUGAUAGGCUUCCGUCCCUUCGUGAGGCAAACCUAACUUCACGCUAGAUUUAGUUCCGGUAAGUCGGGAUGCUAAUGAAGCAGGUGUAGGUUUGUGUUGCAUACGAACGUCUCUUUAACCUGGCAGCUCGUACUUCUCGUAGACAAGAUUUCAGAAACAGCUUGAUUUCAUUUUACCUAGGGAGUAAGACAAGGGGAAACUUUUUACCCUUUGCAUUAAACCAGUGUAUAUUCAUAUAUGCCAAAGCAAGAAUGUCAGUGGCUUUUGUAAAUGACCAACUAGUUUUUUCGGUUUGGUAUGUGGAGGUAUAGACAUACGUCUUUCUCCAACUUUUGAAAUGUGUCCGACCUUCCUUUAGAAUCUCAAAAAAUUAAACAAAUCCCGGUUUAUUUAUAGAAAUGUAUUAAUUGAAAAACUAAUUAAUUUAGUUUAAGGGCAUACUUUUGGUUUUAAAGUAUUUUAACAUCAAAAUACGGAGAAUUCACAUGUUUGAAAAAUGUGAACCUUGACUUGUAAAAGGGGGGUGUUUCCUCAUUUGUAAACGAAAAUCAUCCAAAGACCCCCUUUCCAUCUUUUUUCCAUCACUUGAUCCGCAGCUUUCGAAACAUUGCCCGACCGAAGUGUUUGGGGGCUGGUUCGUGGUUUAACACUUACAUCGCAAAAUGAAUUUUGCAAGUAAAUGUUAUUACACACGGAGCCCCCAGCUUCUUAUCUACCAGCCUCCCCCUGUUUAAUUCUCUUUUCUUUUUUAUUGAUGGAUUCUGAUUAUGGCAUGCUGGUACUUUCGGCUUACUGCGUGUAUAGAUACUAAUGUUAAUAGAUACUUAUCAACGUGUUUAAGCAGUAUUCCUCUAGCUUCGAAAAUAUAUCAAUCGUCAAAGUAUCAAAUUACUGGGACAGAAAGUGUUGGCCUAGAAAUUGCUAGAGUCUUGUACCGUAUAAUUAUCGAUUUUAUUCUGAAUUAUAACUGUACUUAAUGUAA